This is a messenger RNA of Exophiala bonariae, 567 nucleotides long. RefSeq lists its product as uncharacterized. The transcript has a single exon. Gene Ontology annotation, cellular component: Mpp10 complex; small-subunit processome; small ribosomal subunit. Bases 1 to 567 code for a protein of 188 amino acids. The record is from RefSeq and is a predicted model, not a curated record. Gene Ontology annotation, molecular function: rRNA binding; structural constituent of ribosome; snoRNA binding. Lineage: Eukaryota; Fungi; Ascomycota; Eurotiomycetes; Chaetothyriales; Herpotrichiellaceae. Gene Ontology annotation, biological process: rRNA processing; ribosomal small subunit biogenesis.
AUGGUCCGUAAGCUCAAGCAUCACGAGCAGAAGCUCCUCCGCAAAGUCGAUCUGAUAAACUACAAAUCCGACGGGCCAUCACACCGCGAAGCCGCAGUCCGACGACGAUACCACCUCACCCACCCUCUCGACUACAGCAAAUACAACACACUAUGCGGCCGACUACGGCAACUCGCCCACCUCCUAUCGAAUCUCGAUCCCAGCGAUCCGUACCGCGUCGAGAUGGAAACCAUCAUGCUGGAGAAACUGCAUCAGAUCGGGAUCCUGAAACAAAACAGACAGCAAGGCGCCGGCCUUUCGACGGUGGAGAACGACAUCACGGUCUCCGCGUUCUGUCGGCGCAGGCUGGGGAUUGUCAUGGUGCGGAUCGGAAUGGUCGAGCAUGUUAGCACGGCGCAUAAGUUCGUGGAACAGGGUCAUGUGAGAGUCGGAACGGAGGUGGUGACGGAUCCGGCGUUUUUGAUCAGUCGCGGAAUGGAGGACUUUGUCACCUGGGUUGAUGGGAGUAAAGUCAAGAGGCAAGUCUUACAAUAUCGUGACAAGCUGGAUGAUUUCGAACUGUUGUGA